Molecule: messenger RNA, 2555 nt
Organism: Photinus pyralis (common eastern firefly)
Lineage: Eukaryota; Metazoa; Arthropoda; Insecta; Coleoptera; Lampyridae
Product: gastrin/cholecystokinin type B receptor-like
Exons: 8
Coding region: 612-1853 (413 amino acids)
Biological process (GO): adenylate cyclase-activating G protein-coupled receptor signaling pathway; G protein-coupled adenosine receptor signaling pathway
Cellular component (GO): membrane
Molecular function (GO): G protein-coupled receptor activity
Source: RefSeq, a predicted model, not a curated record
AUAGAUGCUAAAGCGCGCUUAAAAUUACCGUACGUAAACGUUCUCGUACACUAUUAAUCUUAAGCACCUACGAAAUGUGAUUGUCUUAAUAAAGUGCUAGAUAAAAAAGUUGUGAGUUGCAAAACACUGCUUUUUUCGAUGUCUUUUCUAAACAAUGCACGAUUAAGUUUGCUUUUAAUCUCAAAAAGUUUCGAAUUUUAGGCGUUGGCCUUCUUGAAGCAAAAAACAAACGAUUUGCUUAUUCUGACCCUACCAACUCAUACGAUUGCAUUGAAUGUACUCUCAAUUUUUAAGGAAGUUACCGAUGAUUUAAAAUAAUCCACCAAUUAGCAUUAAAAUCGGAUUCGGUAUUUAGACGCUACAAACUCGUACGGUUACCUUCGAUCGAAUCAAAUUUAAAUGAGCAUUACUGUGGAGAAACAGGACCGAAAAGAAAACCAAAUCCGCCCACUUCAAAAUUGAGAUCAUACCCAGUGCUCUCGAAAAUCAUCCCUUCAUUUUCCGCCAGUCAGGUUAGACCAUGAGAAAAGCAGUGAUGAUGCAGAGCGCGCGAUUAUAAAGCAUGUUUUGACGUAAAAUUAGUGCCCGAUAGUUUGGAAAAGAGCAGUAAAAUGGCUGCCGGUUCUGCCGUUGCGAUGAUAGGAGCCAACUUACGUUAUGGAAGUAGCGCGAGUAACGCGAGCCUGAACGCCACAAGAAUAUUUCAAUGUCAUCCCGGAGGAACCGCCGAGGCCGCCCUUAUUUUUGCUUUGGGAUCUAUGGGAAUGGCCGCAAACGUUGCCCUAAUGGGAGUGAUAUUGGCUAAUAGACAACUGAGGCGGUGGUCGCAGGGACUACUAUUUCAUCAGGCCGCCGUUGAUUGUUUAAGGGCCGCGUUAUUGCUGCCCUUAGGUGUAUCAAUUCUGAGAUGCCAACCUGUUCAGAAGUGUUCGCUCGUCGAGACCGCCUUUUUGCUUUUAGUCACCGUCGCGACGGUCAAUAUGCUAACAACGGUCCUAAACGAUUCACCAAUCUUUCCGGAUGACGACGAAGAAGAAACGGCCCAAUCGGCGCCGUUAUUGAUGGAUUCGCCUCAAUGUGUUCUUUUCGGAACGUUUAUGAUUUGGUUCGCCUCGAUAACCAUAAAUCUCGGGCCCACAUUCUUAUCGGGUGCGCUCGCGGCUCAAGCGGAAUUGGGGCACAGUGCGCCAUCGUGCCCGUUAAUUCAUGGUCCGCUGCGACAUUACGUUCUGAACGUUUUAUGGAUCGCGGUUAACUUGAUAUGCGUCCUUUUGACUUUAUUCCAUCUACGAAAGUUACAUCGCGACUUGACAAAGGCUAACGUGGAAGCCGUGAGAGUUGCGGGAUUGGUCACAUCCCUCGUUAGUGUCACGGGGGGUAGCGGGACGACACCUAACGCUACUGGUGAAAGGGCGGCGGGUGCUUUGGAGGAGCAUCGGAAAAUGCGAGACUACCUAAGAAGAAUGGAAAAAGAAGGCGUACAACGAGUGAAAAUGUUCCUAGUAAUAACAGCGGCGUACGUACUAUUUUGGGGACCACUAUUCUUUGUAACGCUAGUACACCACCCGAUAAUCGGGAAUCCGCUAGGAUACGAGAUUACCCUACACAUAUCAUACGUACACGCAAUAGUAAAUCCCACCCUAUUUAUGGUGCUUCAUAAGGGGUUGCGAAGAGCAGUUUUAGAUAUAUGUUGCGGAUGGGUACCUCUAUGGUUAGGAACCGGUAGUGUUCCCCCACCACCCGAUCCCCCGAGGGCUGCCGACAUAUCAUAUCUAAGUAAAUCCCCCUUACCCACCCCCGCCCACCCAGAUAGCUCUAUGGUAAUUAAAUAUUAUAUGGAGACACCGAUUUGAAUCCUUGGACUUCUGAACCGCUAAACGGCGGAGUCGUAAUGCCCCACUAUGCGAGCCCAAUUCCGGGCUCAUCGCCCGAUAGCGAUUAGCCCGAAUGGGACAAAUCCACGCGGAUAUAAAGUACGACAAUGUCGAGAUCGAAGAAGACAAAAUCUUAUUAACGAAUCGAACGAAUUCGAUUGGCUAACAAGUUUUAAUUUGUUACUCUUUGUAUUUAUCUCACGAGACAUAUCGUAAUAAAACGGGAUAAAUACACUUAAAUGUUUAAUUAAUACGAUAAUAGAAUAACAAAUUAAAAAACGACUGAUUAUAGAGGGUUCCAAUUGCGAAAGCCACAUAGGAAUUGAUAUCAUUAUACGGUAAUAAGGCUUAAUAGUUUGAGAUAGUCCGCCCAAAUUCUUAUCAGUAAUAAACGCGCGAAUGGAUCAUAGAGUAGUAUUGGCUACGCUGACAAUCACCUUAUCCAAAAUGCUCCAUGAUCGUUAACUAAAUAAGAGAAUUAAAAAAUGUGCCUAAAAGGUGGAAUAAACUUAAUCUACUUUUGUAAAUAAGUCAAAUUACUAGUAAGAGAAAUGAGAGAGAUUAUGCACAAGCUUAUUACUGUAUUGUCAAUGCGAAGGAAACCGACUCACAUUUACCAAAUUUGGUUUUCUUCACAUUUGCUUUUUUCGGACGUAAGUGCACGGUUCUAUUGUUUAUGUG